AUGCAUCAUCACCCAGGCGGCUACUUUGCAAUUGACCUAGGUCAUCUUUCGCGAUCAUGGAAUUUUCUACAAUCACCAGAAUCUUCACCUAUUUUAUUUAUAAGCCUAGCUUUUAUUGCUUAUUUAAUUCUGAUUCGUCACUGUCGUUAUUCACGUUCUGCACGUCAUGUUCGACUUUUCUCAGAGUCCCAGGUUUUGGACAGACAAGAAAUGCCUCUUCCUGUAGCCCAGAAGAUUUACGAUUCUCUUAUGCAUGCCGAAUUUCCAUUCUGGUUUUGGAAAGGUAUUGAACUUGCCUUGUUUCGCACCUAUGGUAUCCCAACAAUCUCGUCACAGCUAGCAAAAACUUCACGAUUAGUGGCACCAGACGCUCUCCCUCGUCGAUAUGUUGAGACAGAAGUCCUCUUUCUUGAAUUUGCGUUGAGACAAUGGGGAACAGUACCAUGGCUACAGGCAAUGGCACGGACACGGGCUAUUCAUGCAGCGUAUCGGAAAUCAGGGUCCGUGAAAGAGGAAGAUAUGCUAUACACGUUAGCGUCUCUUGCCACGCAGCCGGUUUUGCUAGUGGAGAAAUUGGAAUGGCGGUCCCUUAAUGAAGUCGAGCUCACUGCUGUUGGGACAUUGUAUCGUGCUAUCGGAGAUGCUCUCAGUAUUGACUAUACUCUACAUCUUCAGCCUUUCAUCAAGAAAGAAGGCACUGGUCAGAAUGGACUUGACUUUUACAGUGCCCUUCGUGAUUGGCAAGUCUCAUACGAAACUAGAGAGAUGGUCUACACCCCACAAAACAAGCUACUAUGUGAUGCGGCUGUUGGGCUGCUUCUUUGGGGGGUGCCUGGGAAAUCACUGAAGCGAUUCAUUACAACGGCGUUAACUACCAUUAUGGAUGAUUUGCUGCGAGAGGCAAUGGGAUUCCCACCAACCCCAUACUGGAUCGCCUCUAUCACAAAGUGUAUUUUGGCUACUCGUAAAAUGUUCCUGAGACAUCUGUGUCCUCCACGGCCAGAUCUGCUAAAGAAAAAAGUGAGAGUUCAUGGUCCUAGUGUGCCAAACACCAUAAUGAGAUCGUAUGUCGCAGCCCCAUAUUUCGUGGAACCUACCGUGUGGAAUCGAUGGUUCAGUCUUGGAACAUGGUGGUGGUGGGCACUUGGACUACCAAUCCCCGGUAAGGACUCCGCUCAUCAGCCAGAGGGAUAUUAUAUCCCAGCCUUGGGACCACCUUUAGGGCGGACUGUAGCCUCCCAGAGGAGAGAGGAGAAAAAGGUGAAGGCAGUGGGAUUAUCCAAGGGAUGGCAAUAUUUAUAA
Molecule: messenger RNA, 1302 nt
Organism: Talaromyces proteolyticus
Lineage: Eukaryota; Fungi; Ascomycota; Eurotiomycetes; Eurotiales; Trichocomaceae
Exons: 2
Coding region: 1-1302 (433 amino acids)
Molecular function (GO): oxidoreductase activity
Source: RefSeq, a predicted model, not a curated record